Messenger RNA from Anisakis simplex (herring worm), 2523 nucleotides. Lineage: Eukaryota; Metazoa; Nematoda; Chromadorea; Rhabditida; Anisakidae. The record is from the annotation of a GenBank genome assembly.
AUGCAUUUUUUAGUUGAAGCGCUCAACAGAUUUGUGGAUUACUAUCAAACACUCAACUACGAACCACUAUUGAAUACGCGACAGAAACGUUCAGUUGCCGCGUUUUCUUCCCCUAUUAGUUUGCAUUUUAUUGCCCAUAACAGGUCUUUCGAUUUGAAGUUGCAUCCCGUUGAUGUAAGUUCGUCAGUAUUUGACGAAGGUGCUGGUUUAGAUGAGGAUGAUGAUGCGGGUUCAGCAGUUUAUGGUUCAAUAUUAGACGGUGUUUUUGAUGGACAUAUUCAUUAUAGUAAUGGUGAAUCAUACACCGUUGAUAAGAUAGGACGAAUGGAAAAAUUCCAACAGAGUGUCGUCGUCGAGCCAUCAUCGCAAGAGCAUCAGUCAUCUCAUUUACGAUUUUUAGAAUAUCACCACGAUGACUCGUUCCCGAAAAGGGCAUGCUACGUUUAUCUUCAAGCAGAUCAAAAACUCUAUCAGCAUAUCUACGAAAAAGAGGGUAAUCUUGAUCCAAUCAGAACAAGAGAAGAAAUUGCAAGUCUCUUCUACAAUCACAUCAAAGCGGUGAAUCAGAUAUAUGAGGGUACUAAUUUCAACGGUGUGUACGGUAUCAAAUUUGUCAUUCAACGAAUUUCGAUGUUUACUCCCCAGUCGUGUGAAGGUGGUAAAUCAAAGGGAACCUAUGAUAAUCCGUUUUGUGAAGAGAACGUAGACGUGUCAAAUUAUUUAAAUCUUAAUUCGCGUCGUAAUCAUUCUGAUUUUUGUCUUGCAUACGCGUUCACAUUUCGUGACUUCGUUGGCGGCACACUUGGACUUGCUUGGGUUGCGAGUCCAAAUCACAGUAAGCUCUAUCAAAUUCCUUAUUCACUAACCUACACCGCUGGAGGUAUUUGUCAACAGUAUACAAAAUAUAGUGAAGGUACGAAUUUUGUGUACCGUUCCUUGAAUACCGGUAUAAUAACAUUGGUCAAUUAUGGUAAUCGAGUUCCGACACGCGUCUCACAAUUAACUUUAGCACAUGAAAUUGGACACAAUUUUGGAUCACCGCACGAUUAUCCAGCGGAGUGUCAACCAGGCCUUCCAGAUGGUAAUUAUAUUAUGUUUGCAUCAGCGACAUCCGGUGAUAAACGCAAUAAUGCCAAAUUCUCGAAGUGUUCAAUCGCUAACAUUAGUCUUGUUCUAAUGGAGGUUUUACAACAGCGACCGGUUGGCAGUGAGUCGAAUGUGUAUCGUUUCGGCGGAUAUAUCGGUGCGGUUGGUAAAAGGAACUGCUUCAGAGAAACGAAGUCGGCCUUCUGUGGUAAUCAAGUGAAAGAACCGGGUGAAGAAUGCGAUUGUGGAUAUACGAGUGAGGACUGUCAAACGAUGGACGAUAUGUGUUGCAUUCCUCGCCAGGCAGGCAACGGUUGUCGUCGUGUCCCCAAUGCAUCGUGUAGUCCUUCAGAAGGACCUUGUUGCGAUGCUAAACGCUGCGCAUUUCAUCCCUCUUCUGCCAAUAAGAUUUGUCGUGCUGAAUCUGAAUGUCUCGAAGAGCAGUACUGCAGUGGAUCUAGUGCUGAGUGUCCCGAGUCACGACCUAAGCGAGAUGGUCGUCCUUGUCAAGACUCCACCAAAGUUUGUUACGCUGGAAACUGCAAUGGCUCAGUUUGUGCUCAGGUCGGUUUGAAGGAUUGCUUCUUAACUGAAGGAAAUCCUGAACAUUUAUGUCACUUGGCAUGUGCAGAUGCGAACGGAACGUGUCGAUCAAGUCUUGUUUUACCUCAGUUUGCCGCUGGCCGGUUCAAACAAAUGGGACGUGAUAACAGGCCUGGCCUUGUGCUUCUUCCCGGUUCACCGUGCAAUAAUUACAAAGGUUAUUGUGAUAUAUUCCGCAAAUGCCGAAGUGUAGACGCAGAUGGACCAUUAGCUCGGCUUAAAAAUGUUAUUUUCAACCCGAAAACUCUGCAUGAAGUGAAGUAUUGGAUCCAGGUGAACUGGUGGGCAGUGGUCAUUGGAGGAUUAGGAUUAUUACUAUUCAUGGCUGUAUUCAUCAAGUGCUGUGCAGUACACACACCCAGCACUAACCCAAAUAAACCGCCAGCCCUUAAUAUCUACGACACGCUGCGACGCCCUAAAUCACUUAUUCACAGGCCAAGAGUAGCACGUUCUGUUGCUGAGAAUGGUGCGAUUAAUGCAAGUAGAAUGGGAGUUGCAAACCCGCGACGACAUGCAAAUCACAGUAGCACUGAGAAUCGGCACGCACAUAGGUCGAGCGGAGCAGUGUCAGGCUCAAACUCUGAUCAUCAUCGAUCAUCAGCAGCCUUUCAUCCAAUUGCAUCCGCACCUCCUCCUCCUACAGCUCCACCUCAUCAUGCAGUCACGUCAGCAACCUCUGCACCGCCACCCGCUAGUAUUAUUGUUGUUGAACCACCACCUCCAUACACGGCUUCUACUGAUCCUGGUACUGCAUUAGGUGGACCGAAACGAGGACAUCGUAAGAAUAAACGACGAAAUGAUGUCGAAAUGAAGGUCAAAAAUCGGCGGAAUUAA